AUGCUUUUCUCAAUAUUCAUUACAGAUAAGAAUAAGCAAUAUACAGCUCAACAAAUUGAAACUACGAAGGAAAAAAUUAUUAGCUCUGAAAAGACAAAAUAUAUUGCCAAUUUGAGUCAUGAAGCUAGAAAUCCUUUGCACGCCAUUAGUGGAUCUAUUUCAAUCCUCAAACAUAAUAUCCAAUCUGAAGAAUGUAGUAAUCAAUGUCCUCACUGCUAUGUAACAAAUGGUUCUAUAGCUGAAUUAGUUGAAGACCUGGAAGAAAACACAACAUUAUUGGAGCAUAUAUUCUCGUCUUCAUUACAAGUUAGCUCACUUGAAAUGGGAAAAGUUGAGUUAAAAGUUGAAGAUACUAACAUGUUAUGUCUAGUUGAAUCAAUUACUAGUGUUUUCUCUCAAUUGGCUAAAACCAAACAACUUUCACUUCACAGUUACUUUAAUGUAAUUAAGGUUCCAAUUUUUUUGAGAGCAGAUUCUGUUAGAGUAAGCCAAGUGGUAAUGAAUCUUAUAUCUAAUGCCAUUAAGUACACAGAUAAGGGACAUAUUAAAUUGAAUUGUGAUACUCUGAGUGAAAGAGAAAUUCGCAAACACUUUCCAACAAAAAGUAUUGAAGAGUAUGAAUUUAUCAAAAUUGAGUGUAUAGAUACAGGUAAAGGAAUCCCUGAAGCACAAGUUAAGGAUCUUUUCAAACCAUUUCAUGUUGUUGAACAAGGUCAAAAAUCUGUUGACAGCUAUAUUGCUCAAACAGAAAAAAUGGCAGAAUUCAAAGAUAUUAAUGGUGCUAGUAUGUUACUCAAUACUAGUCGUAGCAAUGGCCUCGGAUUAUCUAUAUCAAAAAUGCUUAUUGAUAAGAUGGAGGGUGAUAUUAUUGUUUCCAGUAGUUCGAAAGGUACUAACAUGACUAUCAUUUUACCACUGAGAAGGGUUAAGCCAGAAGUAUUGAAGGAAGAACUGGUUCAGAAGAAUAACAAUUAUUUAACAUGUGACAAGAUUUUUGAGAUUUUGAAUGAAGAAAAUGAAAGAUUGAAUAUUAUAAUUAUUGAUGAGGAUAGAUUUUUCAGACACAUUAUGCUCUCCUAUUGGAAGAUGUUUAAGAGAGCUGUUCACAUUAGUGCAGAGUAUAAAACAAGUAUAGAAUUUUGUGAUUCAGAAUUAGACAAGGAUUUAAUGCAAAAUACCACAGUUAUUUUCUGCCCUGAAAAAGAUAUCAAACAUACAGAGUCCAAUUUCAAACAUGAACGAGUAGUUUUGAUUCCAACCAUUUGUAGAGGUAGUCAUAGAUUAUUUUCGGAUCGUAUCUACCUUUCCAAGCCAGUGAAAUUUAUAGAUUUGUUGGAAUUUGUCUAUGAACAUAUUUUUGAUAGAACUGCUUCCUCCACUCAUAGACAAAGUGUUGUGGAAAUUGAGAAAAUACCAAAAAUAAUGAAAACCAAGUCAGUACCAGUAAUUGAAGAAUUCAAGAGUGAAAAAAAAGUUCUUAUAGUUGAUGACAAUCACCUAAAUCUUAAAAUAUUGGAAAAACUCCUUAGAAUAUUAGGUUUUGAAGACAUUGAAGUUGCCCACGAUGGUAUGGAAUGCUUCAACAAGUAUAAGAAGAAGAAUUAUGAUAUUAUUUUAUUAGAUUGCAUAAUGCCUAUUCUAAGUGGAAAAGAAUCUUGUGAGCUUAUCAGAAACAUGGAAAAGCAAGAACACCUAGAACAUAGAAUCCCAAUAUUAGCAAUCACAGCAAAUGUUUGGGAAGAUAGAGAAUCUCUUAUAUCUCAAGGUUUUGACUCUGUUAUUUACAAACCUAUUCAGCUGGAGAAACUACAAGCAGAAAUGAUGGCUUUAUUGGAUGAUUAA
This is a messenger RNA of Naegleria gruberi, 1842 nucleotides long. RefSeq lists its product as uncharacterized. NCBI's taxonomy places the organism in Eukaryota, Heterolobosea, Eutetramitea, Acrasida, Naegleriidae. The record is from RefSeq and is a predicted model, not a curated record. Gene Ontology annotation, biological process: phosphorelay signal transduction system; phosphorylation. Gene Ontology annotation, molecular function: phosphorelay sensor kinase activity. The transcript has a single exon. Bases 1 to 1842 code for a protein of 613 amino acids.